CCGAAUAGAAGUGGGUGUGGUGUGCCCGAGGAUCUAGAAUUCAGACAUGUGCUCCGUACAUGUCUGAAUUAUCUUAUGUGCAUGCCAAGGUGUCCUGCCUAAGUGGGUGACUCUAGAUCGAUUGGAUGGACGCGAACCACCCAUGGCAGCGGCGGCUAAGGCUAAGGAAAAGGUGUCACAACUCCCCGGGAAGACGGGCCAGAUGGCAUCCAGACCGGCUGGAUGGACAUACAUACACAUACGUGGAGGUACAGAGGGUCGUGGUUGCGGUCGUGGUCGUGGUCGCGGUCGUGGCAGAUCCGCCCGAUUUAUUAUGAUUGCGAUUCGGGCGUGUACCGCGGAUCGGAUCUACUUCAAUCAAUCUCUGCUCUCGGACCACUUCCAUCAUCAGCAGCAGCAUCAUCACCAUGUUUAUUGUUGUCAAGUAUCUCCCCUCCGCUUAUCUCGGCAGGGACAGUAGGGAGGUACAGGUACAGACACAGGUACAUAAGUACCUUGUACUUUCGGACUUGAGACGCACGCUGGAUGGGACACUAUCCCAAUGUAGAUAAGUACCUAUGUAAGUGAUGUGUACAUGUGUACAUGGGGGAAAAAAAAGAAGAGAAUGGAGAGUCUCACCGCUGGGAAGGGG
Aspergillus heteromorphus CBS 117.55 is the source of this 631-nucleotide messenger RNA. RefSeq lists its product as uncharacterized. The record is from RefSeq and is a predicted model, not a curated record. Bases 143 to 460 code for a protein of 105 amino acids. Lineage: Eukaryota; Fungi; Ascomycota; Eurotiomycetes; Eurotiales; Aspergillaceae. The transcript has a single exon.